Messenger RNA from Chrysemys picta bellii (western painted turtle), 2460 nucleotides. RefSeq names its product LanC like glutathione S-transferase 2 (gene LANCL2). Gene Ontology annotation, biological process: carbohydrate metabolic process; peptide modification. Lineage: Eukaryota; Metazoa; Chordata; Testudines; Emydidae. Gene Ontology annotation, cellular component: plasma membrane. The record is from RefSeq and is a predicted model, not a curated record.
UUUUGGUGGAUGGGCUAUAAAUGAAAGCUGAAUAUCAAUGUAUUGAGCAAAGGAAGGGUAGAGCCUUUACCAUUUACGUGCACGUUUAUCAGGGUCAGGGAUUAGUUCUGUACGGUUUUUCUCAUUCUCUCCUGCUGGUUGCAGCAAGCUGGAGGGUUCGGAUGACACUGGUGAAGGAAUUGAUCAUUGACUGCCUCUACUUUGGUUUUUCUUUCUCCUCGGUGGUUCUGGUUAUUAUGUAAAAUAAUUUUGGAGAGAAUUUCUCCCUACUGCAGAGAGACAGAGGCAGCAGGAAGGAGCUGAGUUUUGCAGCCUUGGGUGUUGUUCGCAGCAACAGCCUGAUUUAUUUUUCGGAGGGGUUGGGGAGCUGAGGGGGAGAAGAUGAAGAACUCCGAUGGGUUUUUUAGAGGUGUGAUCAAGGCUCAGUGGAUUUAAAGUGGCUCUCUCUCAGAAGAGGUGCCCAGCUGUCCUGGCAACGAUUGAUGGGCGGGCGGCUUUUUCACUGUGCCUGCCCCUGCUUCCUCGCCAUCGUGCCGUUUCGUGCAAAAAGGGGAGGAAACUGUGCCCAUCAUGUCUUAAUGUUCAGCGGGGCGUGGCGCGCUUCUUCUCCCAGCCCUGUUCUAUGGCAGGCGGCAGCGGCAGCAGCCUGCUUCCUCAUUUUUAAAGUUGGUAUUUUCUGCCUCUCAAAAGUGGGGGCAGGGGCACAGCUACCCUGAUACCUUCCAGCUGUGCCGGCAGCCGUGUUAAGUGCUAGGCAAGCCGCCCCCCACCGCAUUAUCAAGACAAGGCGCGUUUUGCCCCAGCCCUUGGCGUAGUGCUGGCGCUGCAGCAGGGAGCGCGUUGCUGCUCUCGGGGCGGGCGCGUGUCCCCGGCGGCUCGCCGUGCAGCAGGGGGCGGGCCGGGGGCAGGCUGCCAUGGGAGAGAGCAUGUCCAAGCGACUGAAGCUGCAGCUGGGGGGCGAGGCGGAGAUGGAGGAGCGGGCGUUCAGCAAUCCCUACCCGGACUACCAGCUCCACGAAGCCGCCGCCGCCUCCUCGAGUCCAAGCGAGGCCGCGGAGACCCAGCGGGACCCGGCGCCCUCCCCAGUCGGGGAAGAGCCUGAGUCCCUCCCCUUCGGCCCGGACGGGAAGAUCAGUUCUCAGUUCACAAGACGGAUCCAGAGUAAAAUCGGAGACCUGCUGCAGCAAAUGGAAGAGGGACUAAAGACAGCGGAUCCACAUGACUGCUCUGCAUAUACUGGCUGGACAGGCAUAGCCCUUUUAUACCUACAACUGUACCGCGUCACAAAAGACCAGAAGUACUUGCAGCGAUCCCUGGAUUAUGUGAAGAGAAUACUUCGUAAUCUGAAUGGACGAAGGGUUACUUUUCUCUGUGGUGAUGCUGGACCCCUGGCAGUAGGGGCAGUAGUGUACCACAAACUAAAGAUUGACAGUGAGUCUAAGGAGUGCAUCACAAAGCUUUUGCAGCUCCAGAGAACGAUCAUAAGCACAGACUCUGAACUUCCAGAUGAGCUUCUUUAUGGCAGAGCAGGUUACCUCUAUGCUUUGCUCUAUUUGAAUACAGAAAUUGGUCCAGACACUGUACCUCAGUCUGUUAUCAAAGAGGUGGUAGAUGCCAUUAUUGAAUCGGGUAAAAACUUCUCAAAGGAGGAACGCAAGACUGAACGCUGCCCCCUGUUGUACCAAUGGCACAGGAAGCAGUACAUUGGAGCAGCCCAUGGCGUGGCUGGGAUCUAUUACAUGCUAAUGCAGCCAGUUUCAAAUGUGGAUCAGGAGACCCUGACAGAGCUGGUGAAACCGAGCAUUGACUAUGUACGUCAUAAAAAAUUCAGAUCUGGGAACUAUCCAUCAUCAUUAAGCAAUGAAACGGAUAGACUAGUCCACUGGUGCCAUGGUGCCCCAGGAGUUAUCCACAUGUUAAUGCAAGCUUAUAAGAGCUUUAAAGAGGAUAAAUAUUUGAAGGAUGCCAUGGACUGCAGUGAUGUCAUCUGGCAGAGAGGUUUGCUGAGGAAAGGGUAUGGAAUCUGCCAUGGGACCGCUGGCAAUGGCUACUCCUUCUUAUCUCUCUAUCACCUAACUGAGGACAAAAAGUAUCUCUACCGGGCUUGCAAGUUUGCAGAGUGGUGUUUAGAGUAUGGUGCACAUGGAUGUCGUAUUCCUGACCGACCCUACUCUCUAUUUGAAGGCAUGGCGGGAGCUAUUCAUUUCCUAUCGGACAUAUUGGUACCAGAGACUUCCCAGUUUCCAGCAUUUGAACUUGGACCUCAAAGGAGAGAAAACAAAGUGGAACAGGACAGCUAAGAGAUCUGUUGCAAUGGAAACUCAAUGUCAAGAGUGACAAGACUAUCUAGUGCCUCUGAUACUGAACCAACUUUAAAGCCUAAAUAAGUGACAAGGAAAUCCCUCUUCACACCUCUUUCUCCAAAGGACCACAAGUCAUUAAAGCAUGAAUCAGAAGCCA